Molecule: messenger RNA, 3000 nt
Organism: Pseudogymnoascus verrucosus
Lineage: Eukaryota; Fungi; Ascomycota; Leotiomycetes; Thelebolales; Thelebolaceae
Exons: 2
Coding region: 212-2839 (875 amino acids)
Source: RefSeq, a predicted model, not a curated record
GCCUCGUCUGUUUUGAGGCUCCAUGUAAACAAUGGUCAUCGAUAAUCCCCAUGUUUUCCCAACCCAAUAUGAGUCUCUAGCAUCAAUGCAUUACAAUUUUGCUAGUUUUGGAUAAUAUAUGGCAUGCUUUGAAUAGCGCUUUAUAUAUAUCUUCUCAUUAAUCCAGCUUUCUUUACAAUUUCAGUGGGAGAGGGGAACAUAGUUUCAAGCCAUGACAGGCAAUUCUUACAGCUUUACACCGGUGCGGCGGCGAAAGGCGGAGUUCGAAGAGAUUGAUCCAGAUGCAGAUUCCAAGCAUUGGACUGCCGCGCGCUGCAAUCGCCUUCUCCGGUCCCUACAAUCCCGAAUAGAGCUAUUGAAGAAAGACGCCGCACAAUUUAUACCCGCAGCUCAAUCGGCAGAGGCUACAAAUAGCACUAUCGCAACUGAUAACUGGGGAAAACGCGCCAUUCACAGCGACAGUCGAGGCGAUGAUGGCGCAAAGCCGAAGAAGAGAGUCCGAGUAACCUAUGGAGGAAGGGCUCGCCAAAAGGAUGAAGCAGGACGAAGCGCUUCCGGCCAAGGGUCGAAAUCAGCGCCCCUUAAGCGUGGCAUGCCCGCAAUAACAAGACCUCCAGGAGAGAUCUCGGUGGAAACACCGAUACUCACUCGAAUCCGGCCUGACGAUAGCAUGAUACGUGCGUCAGCAGUUAAAGUGUAUGGACUGGGCGGCCCAGCCAGGAAAGAGGGGGCCAAAGGCCGGAAUACUCGCUUUGCAUCGUCAGUUCCUGGGAUAUCCAAUUUUCGAUCGAGUACUUCUCUGAAGCAAUUACAAUCGGCAAUGAGUCCUAAGACAUAUACUUUAUAUAUUGGGAUUUACAACGCAUUGGAAUCCCUAUUACGAACCACAGAACAAUCUUAUGUGCAGGCACCUGAACGCUCAAAUUCGCUUUUUUCUUUAUGUCUCCGAAAUGUACACCAACGUAUUCAGCUUGAAGAGGACUGGGAGGCGAUAGAUUCAAAGACAGCAGGGCUCAAAUCCUCGCUGAAACGAGAUAUCUCUGGAGAGAUAUACGCCCAGCUGGAGGAUAUUGGAACUUCAGAGCAUGGCUGGAAACAUUUGCGCACUAUUGUGAGGGAACAUGGCGUGCAUCUUGUUGCUGGUGCAAUUUCGAGUGGCUUGGUUAACCAGGUAUUCGGGGAAGCUUUGGUCAUGCUGUGCUCGCAGAUGGGCUCAUAUCGAGAGGCAGAAGUGUUACUGGAUGCCUUAUUGCUCACGAUGCCAGACAGCGAGCCAGCGACUCCGUAUAGUCGAAUUGCAGAUAUCCAGGAGCUCGCACCGUUAUUGGCACUGGAAAAAUAUGUUACUCAUACUGGCCGAAUGCCGGAAUACUUCCGAAUGAUGAAGGACAUAUUUGGAGGUGGAAUCGUCGCAAUUCAGUGGCUUGCGACCAAGGAGCUUUGUGGCUUGUGGACAAGAGUCUUCCGUGCUAUUUCAGCGGAGCCUGCUUGCCAGAAUGCGACUGAGUUCCUCCAAGAAAUCCUUCCGCUAAUGCUAAAUGCAUCGGCCGGGCAAUCGAAGAGGGACGCUGCCCCAUUCAACAACAGAGUAUCGGUGGCAAUAGGCACUACAUUCUCAAGCGUCCUGGCAACUCUUUCUGCAGUUGUGAUCCUGGAUGAAGCUUCAAACGAGUCAGACGAAAAUUCAAUUACUGAGCGUGGGAGCAAUGUUAUCAAUAUCCUUCGGCAUCUUCACAUAGAAUAUUCGAUACCAUCGACUGAACUCAGGGGUCAGGUUAGUCUAGUAUUCCUAGCGAAUCUUUUUGCAACGCCCCUCAGGGAUGCUGGAGAGGAGCGCUCCGAACAGCUUAUUCGACUAUUACAACAAGCCUGUCAGGGCUCCCGCGGCUCCAUCGACCCAGAGAUAGCAGAGUUUAUGUGCUCGGUAGCGCGGUGCUGUGGCAGAGGUCUAUCAGGCACCGGUUUGGAGCAUUUCAAGCGCUUCUCUCUACUCGUCGAGGCGUGCACAUCGACUGGUGGCGACAAAAAACGGCAUCUGCUACAGAAUAUUAUAGUAUCCAGUGCAUACGUAUUCUCUCAACAGGUCCCCAUCGCAGCACACUUGGACUACGCAGACGAUAUUCGAGCCAAAUUCCAGAUCCAUCCUGAGUUGGGACAAGGGAAGUCACCUGGCAAGCCCACAGCCGCCUUUCGGUGGGAGGAGGGGAUCAGUGAGUGGGUGGCGGCGACGCCAGCGAUUAAACAGAGCAGACAUGCUGUCGACCCGACCCAAUGGGAAGACUCCGAGGUUGAGUCACCUGUGUCAUUUCGAAAGGUUCAGAAGCUUCAGGCUCCUUCUUUCCCAAACAGGAGAGAGAAUGCCCUUGGUCAACGAAUGGCGGCCCGGGUUUCUGACUUGAUCCCUUCCAGUCCUAGCACCUACGGGAGCGAUGGCAUGGGGUAUGACGAGAGAGACACGACAUUCUCCGACAUGUCCCCUCCCCCGAGGAUAGCAUCUGUCUUUACUAGAAAAAGCAUGGCGCUUCGCAAGCCAAAGACGAGCAAAAAACUGGGGAAUGUUGGAGCUGGGUCUGCUCAUCACGGCCGCGGCUGGAGCGUCUACGGGGAGGCCAAUGCCAACAAUGCCACCAAUGCGAGGGGGGAUACAGAUGAAGAGGAUGAGCUUAGCGUGUCCUACAUCCUACCUGACGAGAAAAUAUCUGUCAUGACGGAGGUUCAAAGCAAUAGCAGGCUCAGUGUUGGUAGCCACGGCCGUCGUUCGGGUAUCAUGAGCAAUGCUAAGGCAUCUCGGCAGAUGACUGAAGACGACGAUUUCAGUAGCGACGAACUUAGCUUUUGAGGUUUUCCUAGUCGAGGAUCAAAAGCAUUGGCAGAGAGUAAAGGGCACGGGACAAUAUCCAAUUAGUGGUCUAGACCAUCAUAAAAUAUCUUGGAUGUACUGUUUUAGAGUAGAGUACACGAACAGUACAGCAUAGUACUGUACUAGUGCAAAGUAUAUAG